AUGGCUACCACAACCUCGCAACCCUCCACCAAGGAGAUCAUUAUCGGAGAAGUCAUCGAAGCCCUUGGUGAACACGCCCUUGACACUGUCUCCCCUUCUGACAAAGUCCCUUCCCUGCCCAAAGAAGAUACCUCUCACGACGAUAACUUCUUCCCCCACUGCAUAACCCAGCAGCCCAUCCCCAAGCCCUUCCGCGGACCCGGUGCACCCCACAACAUCAUGGUCGGUCUGGAGAAGGAGUGCCCUAGAUGGGCCCCUGGGUCAGUCAUCAGAUGGGUCGCCCUAACCGAAGGCUUCAAAACCCCCACCGACGCCACCUAUGCAGCAACCCACCUCAACCUCGCCUGCCAGAAAUGGAACGAUCUCUCCAUCGGCGUCACCUUCGAAUGGGUCAAAGACACCAAAGACGCCACCUUUGCCCUCUGCCACGGCGGCGACAGCGGCGGCACCCUCGCCUCCGCCUUCUUCCCCAACGCCAACGACUUGAACAUGAUGCUGGUCUACAACCCGGCCUUCUCCAUGCCCCGGUGGAAGGCAAACCUGUGGAAGAUCUUCACCCACGAGCUCGGGCAUGUUUUGGGUCUGAGGCAUGAGUUUGCGUUGGAUGUGAACCCGGAGACGGGGACGGUGUUUGAGGCGGCGGCGUCGGUGCAGUUGGGGCCGAGGAAUGAGAAGUCGGUUAUGAACUAUUCGAGGACGCCGCCUGAGAUUCAGACGAGUGAUGUUGAGUCGACGAGGGCGUUUUAUGCGUUGAGGGAGGGGGAGGGAGGGGCGCCUGCGAUGGUGGGGUUGACGGAGGUGGUGGAUUAUGUGCCCAUGUAG
Podospora pseudopauciseta is the source of this 822-nucleotide messenger RNA. RefSeq lists its product as uncharacterized. Lineage: Eukaryota; Fungi; Ascomycota; Sordariomycetes; Sordariales; Podosporaceae. The transcript is spliced from 2 exons. Gene Ontology annotation, molecular function: metallopeptidase activity. Bases 1 to 822 code for a protein of 273 amino acids. The record is from RefSeq and is a predicted model, not a curated record.